AUGCCCCGACUCGCACCAUCUCUAUUUCGACAAGCCCGGAAGCAAAUAUCACCCUUUGCUCCCCUGCUUCUGCCCGUCUGCCGAACCCUCGACUCAACCGCCAACGAACUCCGCUGGAUAAAAGAGCACGUCAACUCAACCGAUUCCCUCGUGCCCCGAAAGCUUGGAAUAUGGCAAGCCUGCCUCAAGCGGGAAAAGGGGAUACCAUUACAAUACAUCCUCGGCAACCAACCCUUCGGCCCCCUUGAUAUCCUCUGCAAACCAGGUGUUCUCAUCCCACGACCAGAAACCGAAUCCAUAAUAACCCACCUCACCACCCUCCUCCCUUUUUCGUCCUCCCCCCUCAAAAUCCUCGACCUCUGCACAGGAACAGGCUGCAUCCCCCUUUUGAUAGCCUCCCUCCUCCCGUCUACCAGCCAAACCCUCGGAGUCGACAUCUCCCCCCUCGCCAUCUCCCUCUCCCGCCAAAACCUCUCCCACAACAUCUCCCUCUCCCACCUCCCCCUUUCCGCCUCCAAAAGCAUAACCUUUACCAAAUCCGACAUUUUUUCUCCUUCCUUCCUCUCUUCCCUCCCCUUUUCCCCGGGAGAGUUAGACAUCCUGACAUCAAAUCCCCCUUACAUCUCCCCCGCUGGCUUCAACAAAAACACUGAACGUUCUGUCCGGUUUUACGAGCCUAAACUCGCUCUUGUUCCGGAUGUGAACCUAGGAAAAGGGUAUGAUUGCCUGCCGGAGGAUGUGUUUUAUGCAAGAUUGCUCGAGAUUGUGAGUGUCCUCCAGCCGAAAAGGGUGCUUUUUGAGGUGGGGGAUGUAGAGCAGGCGAGGAGGGUGGCGGAGAUGGUUGUUAGGGGAGGGGAGCUGAAGAAUUAUGCGGGGACGGUGGAGAUUUGGAGGGAUGAUCCUGAGGGGGAGGAAAAGGAGAGGAUAUCGCUGAGGAAUAAUGGGGAGGAGGUCGAGGUGAAGGGAAGGGGGAAUGGGAGGGGGGUGUAUUUUUGGAGGAAGGAUUGUUGA
Molecule: messenger RNA, 1011 nt
Organism: Podospora anserina S mat+
Lineage: Eukaryota; Fungi; Ascomycota; Sordariomycetes; Sordariales; Podosporaceae
Exons: 2
Coding region: 1-1011 (336 amino acids)
Biological process (GO): protein methylation
Cellular component (GO): mitochondrion
Molecular function (GO): protein methyltransferase activity
Source: RefSeq, a predicted model, not a curated record